AUGUUAAAGAGAGAAGUACAAUCGAUACAACAAAAUGGCACAUUUAAUAAGAAAAAAAUUGUGAAAGCACCACCAUUUUAUAAUGUACAUAAUGAUACUUUUUAUCAUGGUCCAGCAUGGGUUAUUAAACCACGGUUAUUUCAACCAAAAGAGAAUCAUAUUAAAAAACCAGGUCCAGGUUAUUAUAAUAUUCCCGAUCGAUCUCUCUAUGAACGACCAGGUAAAACUAUCGGUAGUCGUUACGAAACAAAUCCACCAAUCUCAACUUAUCUAUUAGCACACUAUUAUCCUAAUGAUCAGUACAUAUCCAACACACGGAUGCCUACAAUUUCUAUUACACCACGUCGAAUUAAACAUGAAUAUCAAUCAAAUUAUUCUAGACGUUUUUAUACUUCAUCAAAUCUAAUUUCUCACCGUCAAACUCCUCUUCUUCGACCUUUGUACGGUCCAGCAGUAUCACGAAAACCUUUAGAUCAGAAUUUUUCAUCAAUUUCACCAGGACCAGCUGCUUAUCCUAUGUAUGAAUAUGAUGAAGAUGUUCUACCUCGACCACAACCUGGUUUCACACAAAAACAUCGUUUUGUAUCGAAUAGAGAUAGAUCAACAGUACACACAAGUCCACCUUUUUAUUAUUCAGAUAAGACAAAUCGUUAUCAAUUACCAUCAUUUACUAUCGGAAAACGUCUAUUAUCAUCGAAAAAAGUCCAACAAUGUGCAAUACCUUAUUACACACCAUUUAAUGAUAAAGCCUUGUGUUCACGUAUAACACAACCUGGUAUAACAUUAAAAGGACGUUGGAGUUCAGCAGUCUAUAUGGGUAUACAUCAUAAACCAAAAGUCUAA
Molecule: messenger RNA, 843 nt
Organism: Adineta steineri
Lineage: Eukaryota; Metazoa; Rotifera; Eurotatoria; Adinetida; Adinetidae
Source: the annotation of a GenBank genome assembly